Messenger RNA from Cynara cardunculus var. scolymus (artichoke), 947 nucleotides. RefSeq lists its product as uncharacterized. The transcript is spliced from 3 exons. The record is from RefSeq and is a predicted model, not a curated record. Bases 49 to 843 code for a protein of 264 amino acids. NCBI's taxonomy places the organism in Eukaryota, Viridiplantae, Streptophyta, Magnoliopsida, Asterales, Asteraceae.
AAUAAUAGAAUCCUUGCAGCAUCAUCAUCAUCUUUUCAGAGGAAGAGAAUGGGACUACUUUCCAACAGAUUGGAUAGAGGAAGUCUUAGACCAGGAGAUCAUAUCUAUUCAUGGCGUACUGCUUAUAUUUAUGCCCAUCACGGUAUUUAUGUUGGCGAUGACAAAGUCCUUCAUUUCACCAGACGUGGUCAAGAGGUAGGAACUGGCACGGUUCUAGACAUCCUCCUGGUUAGCUCAUUGCCACGACGGUCUCAAGUCCCCUGCCCCACCUGCAUUCACACCGACGAUACCAAUGGAGUUGUUUCAUCUUGCCUAAACUGUUUCCUAGCUGGUGGGGUCCUCUAUCGGUUCGAGUACUCAGUUAGCCCAGCCAUCUUUCUCACAAAAGCUCGUGGCGGAACCUGCACUCUUGCAGUGUCAGACCCACCUGAGACGGUUGUCCACCGAGCAAAUUACCUCCUUAACAAUGGCUUUGGCUGCUAUAAUGUAUUCAAAAACAAUUGCGAGGACUUUGCAAUCUACUGCAAGACGGGUCUUCUUGUUGUUGACCAUAGGACAAUGGGUCAAAGCGGACAGGCGGUUUCGAUCGUUGGUGGUCCCCUUGCGGCUGUGCUGUCAACGCCUCUUAGGCUUGUAACUACAAACAUUUACGGGAUGGCGGCUACGGCUGUUGGCGUGUACUGUGCUAGUCGGUAUGCUGCGGAUAUUGGUAUGAGGAGUGAUGUGAGGAAGGUUGGUGUGGAGGAUCUAACAAGGAGGAUAGCAACUGGUGGUCUUACUGUUGUAGAACCUAGUAUUCCAGCUUGGAUGCUUAACAACAACAAUAAUAAUAAUGCUACCUAGUAUUUAUUUAUGAUUGGUGUGGAGGAUCUAACAAGGAGGAUAGCAACUGGUGGUCUUACUGUUGUGGAACCUAGUAUUCCAGCUUUGAUGCUUUAACAACAACA